AAGGGAGUAAAGAAGCACACAUUGCAUUUGCCAACCCCAUUUGUUUGAGUCAAUAAUAUUUCAUAUCACAAAUACAUACAAUAUUUUUCUUGUUAGAAUUAUAGAAGCAAAAGGCUUCUCUUCUCUUCUCUUAACUCAACCCAAAUGAAACUUCUUUGCUCCUCUCUUUCUUCAGCUUUUUCUUACUCCACCUUCCCACCUUGUUCAUGCAAGAUCCAAAGUCCUCCCAAGCAAGGUAUGCCAACAACGAAGCCUUGGUAUCAGAGAGCAAUGGAGAUGGCCAGCCUCUGGAAAACCAUUUCCAAGUCCACAGAGGUUCCACCAAGUCCUAAUAAUGCCACUAAUAAUCUAUGGAAAACCAUCUCCAAAUCCACAGAAAUUUCCACGCCAAAUGCUAAUUCCAAUACUAGAUCCUCACAAAAACUGAGGAAAUGUACUUCCCUCAAGGUGGCCACUUCCUUUACUAGGGUUUGUCUGUGUGCACCCAUUUCUUCCUACAAUGAGGUCUUUAGGGGUGACCAUCAGAUUAAUCCACCAAGAAGAAGCAAUAGUUAUCCGAGAUCGAGGCCUUCGUUGUCAUCGUCGUCGACGCAAGACAAUAUUAGGAUUCCAAGCGCGAGGCAUAGCACCGAAGUGAGGAGGGUUUUCAGGGGAAAGUCAUUGACGGAUGAUGUUUUAAUGAGAAGAUUUGUUAUUGAAGAAGCAAUGAUGCAAGUGAGGAGGAGGAACCAAAUGGAAGUGAUAAGGAGGAGAAAUAUGAUGAGAAGAAAGAAGCUCGGGCCUAGUCCUCUAAGGAGAAUGGUUAUGGCUCCAAAUGAUGAUGAUCAUGAAGAGGAAGUUUAACCCAUGAUGAUCAUGAUGAGAAAUU
This is a messenger RNA of Morus notabilis, 868 nucleotides long. RefSeq lists its product as uncharacterized. The transcript has 2 exons. The record is from RefSeq and is a predicted model, not a curated record. Bases 145 to 843 code for a protein of 232 amino acids. Lineage: Eukaryota; Viridiplantae; Streptophyta; Magnoliopsida; Rosales; Moraceae.